Aureobasidium subglaciale EXF-2481 is the source of this 1920-nucleotide messenger RNA. RefSeq lists its product as uncharacterized. NCBI's taxonomy places the organism in Eukaryota, Fungi, Ascomycota, Dothideomycetes, Dothideales, Saccotheciaceae. Gene Ontology annotation, molecular function: RNA polymerase II general transcription initiation factor activity; DNA binding; TFIIF-class transcription factor complex binding. Bases 1 to 1920 code for a protein of 639 amino acids. Gene Ontology annotation, cellular component: nucleus; transcription factor TFIIF complex. Gene Ontology annotation, biological process: transcription initiation at RNA polymerase II promoter; positive regulation of transcription elongation by RNA polymerase II. The record is from RefSeq and is a predicted model, not a curated record. The transcript is spliced from 2 exons.
AUGAGUGCUCCUCCACCAGGCGUGAGCCCGGUCUCGCGACAACCUUCGACCACUCCCAACAACGGUCAAGGUGCAAUCCGUCGCAAGAAGCCCACCGGACCGUUCGCGCCUAAGCCCAGUCGCGCCCAAGCAAAGCGCCCACCUGCUCCGCCGCCGCAAAAGCUCACUGGUACCACCAAGCCUCUUGCUGCAACGAAUGCCGCCGCUCAGCUGCAAUCUGAGCCAGAAGAUGACCCCUCGACAUACCACGAGAUCCCAAUCAGGGCCACAAAGAAGUCCAUCCUUGAAGGCAUGCGCUUUCACGCCAUGAAGUUCAUCUCAAACAACACCAUUAAUCCGUACGACGGUACCAGCUUUGUGCGUCCUGUCAAGCUUCACCGCCGCUUCCCUAAAGACACACCCAACACACCUGUCACAGACGACCCGGAACUUGCAAAAGAACGUGAGAAGGAAGCUAUACGCAAGGCCGACAGAGCGGCAGAAAGAGAGGCGACACAAGCUCAGAUCGCUCCGACCGACAAGGCAGCGGCAGCAAAGAAGCGCCAGCCCUUCAAGAAGAAGACCGAAGAUGUCUACUAUCCAACAGACACCCCGGAAGCACAAAAACGUGCCAGGCUACGCUACGAAGAGGGUCGCCCAUGGCAUUUUGAAGAUUUCGAAAACAAGAACAUCUGGGUCGGUACCUACGAAGAGCCUUUGUCCGAGUCAAAUGUCAUGUUUCUAUUCCAAGAUGACGGCAGCUUCAAAAUGGUCCCCAUUGAAAAGUGGUAUCGUUUUAACCAAACUGGUCGCUUCAAGCUCAUCCCUUUACAAGAGGCCGAAGACAUCAUGAACAAAAGAACAAGCAACCCAAGAUGGUUCUUGGACAACGACAAGAGUCGGGAGCAAAAGCGUGCCGAACUUGCGAGACAAGAGCGCUUGACCAAAGGAAGAGUUGGUAUGCGAGGCGAGAAUCGCGUCAAGAAUGAGGACGACGGGGAGAAUGAAAACGAAGAUGUCGCAGAUGACGUGGAUGAGCUGGACUUUGAAGCCGAAGAUGAAUUUCAAGACGAUGACGAGGGCAAGCUGUUCGGUGAAGACGAGGACGAGGCCAAAGAAGCCGCGUCGAAGCUCAAGAAGGAUCGCCAUAACGCAAACAUCUUUGCUGGCACUGGCGUAAAGGACGAAAAGGACUGGGAGAAGGAGGAGAUGGAGGAGGAAAGAAGGGAGAAAGAAGAGAAAAUAAAGGCAAGGAAGCUGCGAAGGAAGUUGGUCAAGAUUGAGAAAAACUACGAAUACGACGACGACGAGAGUGAGAACGAAUUCUCCGAACCGGAGGGCCUGGAUGAAUCGGACGUUGAGCGUGAACGCGCAGAGAACGAGCACAAGAAAGACGAAGAGCUCAAGGCAAACGGAGACAAGGCCGCGUCCCAGAUGUCGACCAACGCCAAUACUCCGUCAGGUCGCGUUGAGAAGCACUCUGGUGGUAUUCAGGCCAAGGGCUCCAUGUCCAACCUCAAGCGACCCGGGUCACCCAAUCUGUCCGAGACUAGCGGCAGCGAGUCAAUCAACCAUAAGCGUAUGAAGAAGCAGCACCGUCGUGAUAUGUCCGGGGCCACAUCACCUAUGGGACGCCUGGCUGGAUCAGGCAGCGACACCGAGACGGAGAGGCGUGCUCGUCCUAUGACCUUGAAUCCUAGAUCAAACCCUGGAUCACCUGGAAAUGCAACACCUAUCGGCUCUCGCGCUGGUAGUCCCGUACCCAUGCCUACUAUCGAGGAGAUCAAGGCUUCGAUUCCUGCAGAGGGUAUAAGCAUCCCAGAGCUGAUCAAGAAGUUCAGAGAACAGGUGCCCAAGACCAAGGAGGGUAACAAGGCCUUUAUUGGUCUGGUCUUGAGCGUGGCCAGAGCCCUGCCUGGUAAUCUUGUUGGUCUUAGAUAG